Molecule: messenger RNA, 1134 nt
Organism: Acanthamoeba castellanii str. Neff
Lineage: Eukaryota; Discosea; Longamoebia; Acanthamoebidae
Product: tetratricopeptide repeat domain containing protein
Exons: 4
Coding region: 1-1134 (377 amino acids)
Molecular function (GO): protein binding
Source: RefSeq, a predicted model, not a curated record
AUGAAGCGCCUCACGCCACGAGACCUGCCGCGGAGUUGUUGGAGAAACAGUGCCGCCGUGCCUUUAGUAGCGGCAGCAAGAGGUCAGGCCACUGCGCUCCGAUGCCAGCUUCCGCGCGCUUCUGCCUGGGACUGCGUACGGUCAUCGAGGAGGGUGGCCAGCAGCAGUGCCGGCAUCCGACCCAAGAACUCUCAUCAGCGCAGGCACUACGCCGCAGGCUCGUCCGCAGGGCAGCCCGACGCGUCGCAGGGCGUGGCGGAUGCGGCACCCCUGUCGCCAGCAGCCAAGGCCAGCCUGGAGAACGCCAGCAAGCUGAUGGAGAAGGCCAGCGUCAAGUUUGAGGCCGAGGACUACGCGGGAGCGCUGACGCUGUACCACGACGUGCUCAAGCUGCGCGAGGGCGCUCUCGGCGCCGCGCACCCCGACGUGGGUGAGGCCUACCACCUCGUGGGCGAGACCCUGUGGACGCUGGGCAAGUACAAGGAGGCCGAGGCGGCGCUCAACCGCAGCUUGGCCAUCAUGCGGAACCACCUGGGGCCGAAGCACAAGGCCGUGGGCUCCAUCCUGAAGAACAUCGCCGAGUGUCGCCAGGCCUACCUCAACGACGACGAGACCAAGAUCGCCCCCGCCAAGCGCGCCAAGGUGCUGGAGCAGACGCUCCCGCUCAUGGUCGAGGCCACCGAAAUCGCCCAGGCCCACGCAACCGGCGCCGAGGACGACGACUACCUCGACGCCGUGUACGCCCUGGGCGAGGUCUACAUCCAGCUCGAACGAUACGCCGAGGCCCUGCCCUGCUUCGAGAAGACCCUCCCGUCCUUCCUCAAGAACGCGGCAUCCGACAGCAUGGACACCCUCCUGUGCUGGCGCAACAUGUCUGCCUGCUACCGGGCGUUGGGCGACGUCAAGAAGUGGGAGGAAGCUGAGGCCAAGGUGGCCGAGAUCGAGAACCACUGGAAGAACGAGACCGGCAGCGAGAUGCACGACCUGGCGAGCAUGCGCGAGACCAUGAUGGCUAUGGGCCUGGAGAAGGAGCUCUCCCAAUUCGACGACACAUACCAGGAGCUCCUCACCGACGAGGACAAGGCCAAGCUCAAGCGGAAGCCCACCGACAAGCAGCCGGCCAAGCCUUCUUAG